ACUUCAACCCAACUUCCAAUUCACGCCCAACACCACAACACCAAUGGCCACCAAAGACAAACCUACCUCUUUACGAUAGCCUUCCCUCACCGUCUUCAACCAUUGAUCAAGGAAGAGAUCUCCACAAUGGCAGAACCACCGAAAGUCUUCAAAGAAGCAGUCCCCAAAGCGGCGACGGGCAACUAUAAUAGUAUUGCAGCGCAGUACGCAAGGGCCAAAGCUGCGAAGGAGAGCGAGGAUGAGAGGAAAGUUGGGGGGAUACUGGCUGGUUUUGGGUUAGGUGGGGAGAGUGCGGGGAGGAGGGGAGGGGCGAAGAAGGAAAGCAAAGGCGCGUUCGAGAGGUUGAAUGAGGUGAAGGCACAGAGGUUUAGAGGGGAGUGGGGGUGGGUUGUUGGGUUUUGGGUUUGGUUGCUAUGUAUACACGCCGCGGGCCUCUACUUCUUCACCAAAGGCUUCCUCCUCACCCGCCUCGUCCUAGAAGAGAAAUCCUCUUGUACCAACCCACCUAUUACUCUCAGCACCCAAUUUCAAGGAGCAGGCACACCAGAAGCAGGAUGUUGGCACCCUAAGACGUUCGACAAGGCGGUUGUGAUCAUCAUCGAUGCUCUGCGUUACGAUUUUACGGUUCUUUUCGAGAACAGCACCGAUAAUCCGAGCCAGGCAUUCCAUAAUGCUCUACCAUUUUUAUACGAGACGGCGGAGAAGCAGCCUCGGAAUGCCUUCUUGCUGCCGUUUAUUGCGGACCCGCCUACGACGACUUUGCAGAGGCUGAAAGGCCUUACUACCGGCACACUACCUACGUUUGUAGAUGCAGGCUCGAACUUUGCUGGGACGGCAAUUGAGGAGGAUACUCUUCUCAUGCAAAUGAAGGAUGCAGGAAGGAGGAUCGUACAUUUGGGAGAUGAUACAUGGACUGCGCUCUUCCCGGGGUAUUUUGAAGAGGGGAUCAGUAGGGCGUAUGAUAGCUUGAAUGUCUGGGAUCUCCACACUGUCGAUAAUGGCGUUACGGAGCAUAUCAUGCCAUUGCUAAGUAAGGAGAAGAGAGGGGAGUGGGAUGUCAUGAUAGCGCAUUUCUUGGGCGUUGAUCACGCGGGGCAUAGAUAUGGGCCUAAUCACCCUGCCAUGACUGCUAAACUGGAGCAGAUGAAUGUCGUGCUGAGAGAGGUGGCCGCGGCGCUGGAUGAGGAGACAUUGUUGGUUGUCAUGGGUGAUCAUGGCAUGGAUGGGAAGGGCGAUCAUGGUGGGGAGAGCGAUGAUGAAGUGGAGGCUGCGUUAUGGAUGUACUCCAAGAGAGAUGUGUUUGGGAGGACGAAAGUCGAUUAUAGGACCCCCCCGGCGACGGCGAAGGAGAGGCCUGUUAAUCAGAUUGAUUUGGUGCCUACUCUUGCUCUAUUGCUUGGGUUACCAAUUCCUUUUAACAACCUGGGAAGACCGAUUGAGGAGGCGUUCGCGGGUGUGAAGGGCAAUGCGUGGGAAAAUCUUGCAGCUGCGGCGAGGAUGACUGCUGCCGGCAUCAAGAGAUAUCAAGCUGCGUACUAUGUAGCAAGAGGCGUGGACGAAAGCACAGUCGAUGGUUCGCCAAAGGCACUGUGGACCACCGCAGAAACGACUCUUGGGGCUGGAAAGCACCAGAAUUGGAAGGACGGGUAUACGACUUUUCUAGCGUUCCAGGAAGAGACACUCAGGAUUUGCAGAAGUCUAUGGGCGAGAUUCGAUGUUCCUUGUAUGAUUCUGGGGAUUGGAAUCCUGGCUGGUGGAGUGCUAGCCUUGAUGCUUUAUGCCAAUGGGAAUUCUAAUGAUGGGGAUGCGGUCAAUGAUCCUGAGUUGGAUCGAGCGGAACUGCAAUUGGAGUUGGACAAUUUUGCUAAGGGAAACGCUACGGCCCUCGAAGAUGAGACGACCACUAGACUACUCUUCAGAGGAGCUUUAAUGGGCAGUCUUUUGGGCGUUGCUCUUUGCCCGGCUAUUUGGGUCAUGAACCAGAGCGAGAAUGUCUUGGAUUUCGGUCUCGCUGUGGGAUCAAUAUCUGGACUUCUGGGAGUUUGGUACCAAGAUAUGAGACGCAGAAUGAGCUUUGCCAACCCUUUGCCUACCACCAUCUGGGGAUGGCUCGCUGUCAUCUUUACUGUAAGCCAAUCCAUUGGCUUUGCCUCGAAUUCUUAUACCAUCUGGGAGGACUCCAUUCUGUUGUUCUUCGUUGCUACAUUUGGAGUUGCUUCGGCAUUUUCGUCGCUUAGACUUGAGAAUGCUGCUGAUAGAGCCUUGGGUAUCUACCAUUCAGUGGCUUUUAUUGCAUUGGGAUGGGCAGCUUCAUUCUCAAAACUCUGCAGAGAAGAGCAGAUGCCAUACUGUCGAUCAACUUACUACGCCUCGGCAACCUCGUCAACCUCCGCUCCAUGGCAACUGAUAAUUCCAUUCGUCAUUGCAGCUAUUCUGCCUGCAAUCGUCAAAUCAUUCUAUACUGGCAGCAGAUCCUAUGAAGGUUUGGCACCGGCUUGGAUCUCAUGGGCUUUCCGAUUCGGUCUCGUCCUCAGUGCUAUCUUCUGGACACUAGAUGCUGCAGAUGAUGGCGAGUGGUUUCCCAACUUCCCCUCUGGCUUGCUGAAAAAUAUCCGCGUCCCAAUUGCCCAAACGGUCUUCGCCCUUGCCCUUGUGGCAGGCUCAAUAGUCUUCGGCUAUGCUCCUCCUUGUAUAUCAAUCAGCACGACCGCCACCCCAACGCCAGGAUCUCAAAUCACCAACAGCUCCGGCGCCCGAGUCACCAUCCUAGGGUUCGCCAACGCCCACGGCACACGGUACCUCCUCCUCGUAACCAACAUCCUUCUCUGCGUCCUCAUGAUCCAAAAGCCCAUGGGCGCCGGCGCUAUCUCCCUCAUGGCUUGGCAAAUCCUCACCCUCCUCGAAAUCCUCGACCUCCUCUCCCUAACCUCCUCCCCAAUAGGGCCCAUCGUCUUAGCGCUCCUAGGCUCCUUCCACUUCUUCAAAACAGGGCACCAAGCAACAUUAGCCAGUAUCCAAUGGGAAUCGGCGUUCAUACCUCUACACACAAUCCGCUACCCCUGGUCCCCUGUCCUCGUCGCACUCAACUCCUUCGGUGCGCAGAUCCUGGCCGCGUCCGCUGUUCCCCUACUCGUACUAUGGAAACAGAAACCGCGGAAGAAGGGAUUGUUAAGGAGUGUGGUCACGGCAUUGAGUUGGCAUGUGACGUAUUAUGCUGUUGUGUGUCUUGCGACUACGAUGUGGGCAGGGCAUCUGAGGAGGCAUUUGAUGUUGUAUCGGAUCUUUAGCCCGAAGUUCAUGACGGCUGCGUUGGUACUUGUGGUUGUUGAUGUUAUUGGGAUUUGUGUUGCGCUGGUGGGGGUGAGGUUUAAUGGUUUGAGUGUGGGUGACGUUUUUGGCUGGGCUUGAAAUAGGCUCGAUCGAUGUCAGAGGGGGAUGGAUUGUAGAAAAUUUCAUUGGGUUACUUGAGCAUAUGGGUGGAGUUGUAUUUUAGAUUGCAUAGCGAGAGGUCUGGGGAUCCGGAGCAUCUGAACAGUUGAACUUGAGGAAGUGAGUCGAGAGGAUCUCAAGGUAUCCUCAGAAUGAAUGAGAAAGGGGUUGAAAAUAAAGCCGGUCUUGGAGGCCUCCCCCCAAAAAAUAAUGUCAGGAGUAUGAAACGAUGAUAGCCAAUGGAUUGUGAUCCUUUGAGAUUCGAUCACGAUUGGUCUUUGAUCUUUCUGUUGCUUGCGUUGGAGGCCUCCAAUCAUCACGUGCAGAGAAUCGGGUGGGAUGGAUUGUGGGUGCCUCCAAACCUAGAGCCUU
Hyaloscypha bicolor E is the source of this 3801-nucleotide messenger RNA. RefSeq lists its product as uncharacterized. Gene Ontology annotation, molecular function: mannose-ethanolamine phosphotransferase activity. Gene Ontology annotation, cellular component: endoplasmic reticulum membrane. Lineage: Eukaryota; Fungi; Ascomycota; Leotiomycetes; Helotiales; Hyaloscyphaceae. Gene Ontology annotation, biological process: GPI anchor biosynthetic process. Bases 127 to 3408 code for a protein of 1093 amino acids. The record is from RefSeq and is a predicted model, not a curated record. The transcript is spliced from 2 exons.